AUGGAAGGAUAUGUUUAAGUGUUUAUUAAAUUAAACUAAAGUUGUUUAAAAAUAGAUAACACGUUCGCUUAUAAUCGAAAAAAGUUAUUAAUAAUAUGGAUAUCUGGAACAGCUAUACCUUAUAUUCUGCUACUUCUGCUACCAUACAGGCAUAAUGUAAAUAAUCUUUUAGCGGCCACAUACCAGAUAUAGGCCAUUCAAAGAUUAUGGCAAAAACGUUAUUUAAUUUCUUACGAAAAAAGGCCUAAUACGUGACCGUAAUGUUUAAAUACUUGGAAAUAUUUCUCAGAUACCUCAGCAUAUAUACAGGUCAUCACUGUUUAAGUUUAUUUAUCACUGUCGGUAUGACAAAUGACACACCCCCCUCCAGUACUCAAUACAUGAAGUCGAUACCGGAACACAUACCCCACAAACCUGCAGCUGGUUUCUACAGAGAAACAAUUAAGUGUUAUUCCCCACAAAUGGUGUCAUACCCACCCCACCCAGCUCCAUAUACAGCAGUUGUUCCACCACAAGUUUACGUUCACACUUAUCCUUCAGCUCAUAUUCGAAACUCCAUGCAUUACUAUUCCCCACAACAUGCUGUGUAUAUUAACACAACACCAUAUAAUGGUAGCAUGGUAACUGUACGUGGCAUGGCACACCCAAAUAACACUUCAUCUCAUUACCAACCAAGAAGUGAAAACUUAUCUAACGGUUGCGAAGAAACUCGUUUGAAAUGCGAUUCAAAAAGUGAACGAUUCCUAAACACUACCAGCCGCGAAUCGAGGUACGACAGCGCCGACAGUGGAAUCGGCGAAUCCACAUCUUCUGUGACGUCAUCAUGGGAUUGUGACGACACAAGUUCUAAUUCUUCCAAUGAAAAUGGAAGAAACUUAACUCAAGAGUGCGAAAAUGAGGAUAGUGAACAUUAUUGGACAAUUAGUGACGACGACCAAUAUUGGGGCAUUGUUGGUCAACAAGUGCCCGGUUAUUACGUCACAAACGCCAUUGCGAAACAAAUCGAAUAUUAUUUGUCGGAUGCUUAUCUCAUGAAAGACAAAUAUUUGUUACGUCAGAUCCGGUGCAAAAAAGAUGGUUACGUCAGUAUCAAGCUUAUUACGUCAUUUAAAAAGGUUAAAAAAUUGACACGUGAUUGGGCCGUCGUACGUAGCGCCAUCGUGCGACUUUCUACAACGGUCGUUGUGAGUUCGGAAGGACUUCGGAUCCGAAGGCGCGCGAAUCUUUCCGAAAAUCUCCGGAAACCUCGACAACUGACAAGCGUUCUGGCAAUUCGAUUACCUUCUGAAUACAAUUCCGUGGAGAAAGUGACGUCAUUAUUCGCAUUGUUUGGUGAGAUUGGGUUUGUGAGAUUGUUAAGAAGCGAUAAAGAGGUUCCUUGUGAUCUAAAAAAUUAUGCUACACAGGUUUAUGAUAUUGGCAAAUCCUUGUGCGCUGUGGUAGAUUUCGACCAAUCAGAAGACGCGUUGGCAUCGGUUCGAAUUCUGAAACACCUUCUGCAAAACAAGGACGAUUAUGACGUCAUAAAGGAACAAGAGAAUAUAAACGAAGAUCAACUUGAAAAAUAUAAACAAGGAAUAAAAGAUCUGUCUUCACUUGCCGGUACGAGGGUGGCACUUCUUGGUCCCCGAGUAAAAAGGACUCUCUACCGCCAAGACCGGACACAAGACGUCACGAACUUUCCCGACGAUAGUGAAGUCCCUUGUCCAGUGAAAGAUAAUACAGAACUGAAGGUUGAUUAUGACACAACAAACAAAGUCGACGUCACAUCGAAAAAUUCGCGAGGACCGCGACUUUGUGGGAGGAGAAUAACAGGGACAUCGUUACGUCAUAAUAGUUGUAGUGUAACGCGACAACCGAGAGGGCCCGACCAUGCAUCGCCAGGAUUUACUACGAUUGUGACGAGAAUUUAAAACUUGUUUUUUUAUUAGAAUUAACUUUUGGCCAACUGCCAAAAUUGCAAUAAGUAAUCGAUGCAAAUAACUCACCGUGUAAUGACGUCUUGAUCGUGUAUUGUAAAUAUAACUCGCAUUGACUUUUUAUA
This is a messenger RNA of Ciona intestinalis (vase tunicate), 2044 nucleotides long. The record is from RefSeq and is a predicted model, not a curated record. Lineage: Eukaryota; Metazoa; Chordata; Ascidiacea; Phlebobranchia; Cionidae.